Molecule: messenger RNA, 2037 nt
Organism: Cylindrotheca closterium
Lineage: Eukaryota; Bacillariophyta; Bacillariophyceae; Bacillariales; Bacillariaceae
Source: the annotation of a GenBank genome assembly
AUGAGCGAAAUGGAAGCAUCGCAGCGCCUUAGCGAGGUACAAGAACGUCUACUGGCAGUACUUCCGAUUCCAGCAUGUAUUCUGAGUAUUCUCGGCAGUUCCAUCAUUAUAUUAAUAGCUUUGGAUUCUAGGAAACGCAAGAAGUGGAGUCCAUAUACAAGACUUCUCAUAGGAUUGAGUGUCAGUGAUAUUGUUUCAAGCAUAAACAUCGCCCUGGCAUCAUUCCUUCGACCUACAGACAGCCCACGAGCAAGCGCAUUUACUAUUGGUAAUGCAACAACCUGCUACGUGUCAGGCUUCAUGACGACAGUGACUCGAUCGGCGAAGUUUUACUCGUGUAUGCUGAGCUUCUACUUUUUACUCACUGCGAGGUACCGACUGAAGAACUCUUUCAUUGCCCGAAGGAUUGAACCAGGGAUGCAUUGCAUCUCACUUGGCUACCCACUCGUCUCGGCGAUAGUAGGUGCUUACUAUAAUGUUUACGCUGAUACUGUGACCUAUAUGGGAUGUUUUGUAAGCUGCCCACCAGAGACAAAUGAGGAAGACUGUAUUGCAACAACUUUAGGGUGGAUCUUCUAUGGUUGGCCUUUCCUAUUUGUGUUGGCUUCUCUGAUCGUUAACAACGUACUGAUUUGGCUCUUAGUACAUGGGCAGUCAGUAGCACUUCAGGAAAAUGAUGCUUCCGGUAAGGUUGAAGCAGCUCAAGAUGAGUCCAAAGAUUUUCGCUGUGUGGACGAUGAUGAUGGUUCUUUCCAUGAACAAACCAAGAGGAGCGUAGACGAGACUUUCAUCUCCGACACAACACCAUCGUCGGAUAAUCUCAACAAGGUACAGCAGAAGAAGGCUUCGAAGGCUCCCACAGCCAGUCAUAUGAGAAGGCUACAACUUGUGAAGUCUCAGGCCUUUCUUUUUGUGGGUGCUUACGCAUUUGUCAACAUUUGGAGCGGGAUCAUGGCCAUUGCCGAACAAAACUCCCACGCAGAAGAUGACGUUUUAUCUUUUUUGGUGAAAAUGUAUCCCAUCAUGAUACUGAAUGCUCUUUUAGCCCCCAUGCAAGGUUUUUUCAACAUGCUUGUAUAUGUCCGUCCCAAAUACUUGACAACUCGUCAUCAGUUUCAAGACCAGUCUCGCUGGUGGGUGAUGAAGCGUGUUAUGCUUGGGGAGAAGAGAGUACGAGCAUUGGGGAAGCCGAGGAUACCAAAACCGUUGCCACAACAAGCAACAAAUGAAGUGCCCAAUGCCGAAUCACCGAAAGAUGGAGGAAAAACAGAUGAUAGUGCUGAGCCUGUGAUUGAUCAACCUCGAUCACUAGUACCAUUGACACGCAAUGCUGUAUCGAGUAUGACUGCUAGUGGGGGAGACUUUAUCGAUGGACAGUCGUACGAAGAAAGUCUGAAUGACAAAGAACAAGAUAGAUGGGGAAGCAAUCAUAACGAUACAUGGACACCAAUAAAGCAAGCGCCCCGAUACUACUCCAGCUUAGAAGAGAGGGAUUCGAGCCUUGGAAUGAUCAGUGAGCUGACCGAGAAGCAGUUCGAGCCAAUCAUUGACUUUUCGCAGGAAUCGGAACUUGAUCAAAGAGUUCAAGCAACACAUGGGGAUUCAAUCCCUGCUCCCCCAAGAUCUGCACCUACUCACAGUCCUUCUCCUGUCAAUAGCAGAUGGAAUCCCGAACUAGCAAGGAAACGUCAGUUGCUCGCAAGUCUCGAUUUGAUGAUGCCUCGAAGAUUAUCAAGCACUGCUGAAAUGCCUUGCACCGAAAACCCGCCGGAUGGUUCAUGGACUGAUGUACCACUUCAAACUCCCAUUCGAGCCGUAAGUCUUGUUGAAGUUCAUUCAGAAAUCGAAGAAGAAGAAGCAGAUGCAUCUGUACGAGAUCCACCUCUGCCGCCAUCUGUACGACAGGAAUCCCCUGGUGUUGGCGCAUCCUCGUCGUCCUCCUAUGGAACAGCAGAUAGAAUGUUGCUGCCUCCAGUGCGUCGAAUGAGUCCCACUGUAUUCGUGAGACCACCGCGCGGCAGUGUCGUAAAUAGCUAG